Molecule: messenger RNA, 1493 nt
Organism: Perca flavescens (yellow perch)
Lineage: Eukaryota; Metazoa; Chordata; Actinopteri; Perciformes; Percidae
Product: excitatory amino acid transporter 1
Exons: 8
Coding region: 1-1446 (481 amino acids)
Biological process (GO): L-glutamate import across plasma membrane; L-aspartate import across plasma membrane; D-aspartate import across plasma membrane
Cellular component (GO): plasma membrane
Molecular function (GO): L-glutamate transmembrane transporter activity; glutamate:sodium symporter activity; neutral L-amino acid transmembrane transporter activity
Source: RefSeq, a predicted model, not a curated record
AUGCAGCGAUUCCGGGAAAGCAUUCACAUACGUACAAUGAAGGCAAAGAGGAAAGUGGAGGAGAUCUCCAAAGAGGAUGUCCAGGCUUUCCUCAAGAAGAAUGCCUUUGUGCUCUUUACAGUUGGGGCAGUUAUUGUAGGUAUUGGUCUGGGAUUUGCGCUCCGCCCGUAUAAGAUGACCUAUCGAGAAGUGAAGUACUUCUCUUUCCCUGGAGAGCUGUUAAUGAGAAUGCUUCAGAUGCUUGUUCUCCCCUUACUGGUCUCCAGUCUAAUAACAGGAAUGGCAGCUUUGGACAGCAAAGCCUCAGGAAAGAUGGGCAUGAGAGCCGUGAUUUACUACAUGACCACAACCUUUAUCGCAGUCUUCAUUGGUAUCUUAAUCGUCCUCAUCAUCCACCCAGGAAAAGGAUCAAAAGUAGAGUUUGGAAAGCAGCAGAAAAUAGAGCAAAUCAGUCCUGCUGAUGCCUUCUUAGAUCUGAUCAGAAAUAUGUUUCCGCCAAACUUGGUCCAAGCCUGCACACAGCAGUUCAAAACCAAAUAUGGAAAGCGAGUAGUCCAUGUGACUGUGACAGUGAAUGACUCCCUCUUCAACUCGACCAAUGGCACCCUGGAGGUCAUGGAGAUCACCCGGGAGGAAGUGAUCCCAGUGCCAGGUCAGGUGAACGGGGUCAAUGCCCUAGGGCUGGUGGUCUUCUCCAUGUGCUUUGGUCUAAUAAUUGGCAACAUGAAGGAGCAGGGCCAGCUCCUGAGGGAUUUCUUCGACGGCCUCAACGAAGCCAUCAUGCGUCUAGUUGCCAUCAUCAUGUGGUAUGCUCCUAUUGGUAUUCUGUUCCUGAUUGCAGGAAAAAUUGUGGAGAUGGAUGAUCUGACAGAGAUGGGCGGCCAGUUGGGCAUGUAUACCAUCACAGUAAUCAUUGGCUUACUGAUCCAUGGAGUUAUUAUUCUUCCCACCCUUUAUUUUGCCAUCACGCGACAAAACCCCUUUGUCUUCAUUGCUGGGAUCCUGCAAGCUCUGAUAACAGCCCUGGGGACCUCCUCCAGCUCAGCCACCCUGCCUGUCACCUUUAAAUGUCUGGAGGAGAACAACAAAAUUGAUAAGAGAAUCACACGUUUCGUGCUGCCUGUGGGUGCCACCAUCAACAUGGACGGAACAGCUCUGUAUGAGGCACUGGCAGCCAUCUUCAUUGCCCAGGUCAACAAUAUGGAGAUGAACUUUGGUCAGAUCAUCACCAUCAGGGACCGUCUGCGUACCACAACCAAUGUUUUGGGGGAUUCGAUCGGAGCCGGAAUUGUGGAGUUCCUCUCUCGUCAUGAGCUCCGCAGCAAAGACGUGGAGAUGGGGAACUCAGUGCUGGAGGAGAGGGAGAGGAAGAAACCCUACAAGCUCAUCUCCCAGGAUAGUGAUUUUGAAAAUGACAAACGUGCUCACAGUGAAUCAAACAUGUAGUUUUAACCCACAACAUGUGUUAACACACACAAACACGUAGAGACGUA